AUGGGGCCAAAAACCAUUGAGAAGAAGCGAAAGGUCCAGGACCCCGAGCCUGAGUCCGAAGACGAGAUUGCACCCGAUUUCGACGGCGCCCUGUCGCAAAGCGAAGACGAGUUCGAUUCCGAUUUCGACGACGACAAGGAGCACGAACAGGAUGGCGAGGAGGAAAGCGGAAGCGAGGCCAGCGACGACGAAGAUGAUGAGGGCUCCCUACUAAGCGACGACAUCCCCUCCGACGCUGAGGGUGACAAGGCCAUGGGCAAACUUGUUCUCGAGGACGAAGAGGAGGAACUCAAGAUUGAAAUACCUGGAGUCGACCCCAAGCGGCCGGAGAAGGAUGACGGAGAGAAGAACUAUCGGGUCGAGAAGGAUGCGAACGGCAAUGAACGCUACGUCUACGAUGAGAUCGACCCCGUCUACGAUUCGGACGAUUCCGAUGCCCAAGAAGCGCCAAACACCAUCGGUGAUAUCCCCAUGAGCUUCUACGACAGCUAUCCUCAUAUCGGUUAUGACAUCAACGGCAAGAAGAUUAUGCGCCCGGCCACUAAGGACGCUCUCGACGCCCUCCUCGACAGCAUCGAAGUGCCCAAGGGCUGGACCGGCCUUACCGACAUUCACACUGGCAACCCUCUCAACCUUAAUGACGAGGAGUUGGAGCUUGUUCGUCGUGUCCAGAUGGGUAUGAUCCCCAACGACUUGGAGGACCCCUACCCCGAAACAGUGGAAUACUUUACUGGUAUUGAGGAGAAGAUGCCUCUGAGCGCUGCCCCUGAGCCCAAGCGUCGCUUCCUCCCUUCCAAGAACGAGGCCAAGAAGAUUAUGAAGCUUGUUCGCGCUAUUAGGGAAGGCAGGAUCCUGCCCUACAAGCCCCCUGAGGAGCGCGAGAAGGAGGAGGAGGAGGUCGAGCAGUACUUCGAUAUCUGGCAGGAUGAGGUGCCUACAGAAGUUAAUCCCUUGCACAUCCCGGCGCCCAAGUUGCCUCCUCCUGGUUUCGACAUGAGUUACAACCCGCCCGCAGAAUACCUACCGACCAAGGAGGAGAGAGAGGAGUGGGAGAAGCUCGACCCUGAGGAGCGCGAGAAGGAGUACCUCCCCCAGAAGUACGACUCGCUGAGGAAGGUUCCCGGUUAUGGCGAGGUCGUCAAGGAGAGAUUCGAGAGGUGCAUGGACCUUUACCUUGCUCCUCGUGUGCGGAAGAACAGGCUCAACAUCGAUCCCAACUCUCUCCUGCCCAAGCUCCCCUCGCCUUCUGAGCUCAAGCCUUUCCCUACCGUUGCGCAAACAGUUUUCCGCGGCCACGAUGGCCGUGUAAGAAGCGUUGCCAUUGACCCUACUGGUGUUGCUGUGGCUAGCGGUGGCGAUGACGGUACGGUCCGUGUGUGGGAGUUGUUGACUGGUCGCCAGGUCUGGUCCGUCAAGCUCAGCAGCGAGGAGGCUGUCAACACUGUUAGGUGGAGGCCCUCGAAGGACUCCUUUAUUCUCUCCGCUGCUGUGGGCGAGGAGGUCUACCUCAUGGUUCCUACACAUGCCAGCGUUACUCCUGCUUUGGAACAGGCUAGCAGAGAUGUCCUGUCGGCUGGCUUCGGUUAUGCUACAGGCGGUCAGACACACGGUGCUGCUCCCGGAAAGGAGCCUCCUGCCAAGUGGGCUCGCCCCGGUGCUAAGCUCGAGGAUGAGGGUGUUUUGAUCAGGAUCACAGUUAGGUCGACCGUCAAGGUCAUCAACUGGCACAGGAAAGGAGACCAUUUUGCGACAGUAUCGCCUUCCGGACAGAGGAGCUCCGUCGCGAUUCACACGCUCUCCAAGCACCUCACCCAGAUUCCCUUCCGCAAGCUUUCUGGCUUGGCUCAGACAGCGUCUUUCCAUCCCCUCCGCCCUCUCUUCUUCGUCGCCACCCAACGAACAAUCCGCUGCUACGACCUGCAAAAGCUCGAGCUGGUCAAGGUUGUCCAGCCUGGCGCUAAGUGGAUUUCUUCGUUUGAUAUCCACCCCGGUGGUGAUAACUUGAUUGUUGGUUCUUACGACAAGCGUCUCUUGUGGCACGACCUGGACCUUUCCAUUCGUCCGUACAAGACGAUGAGGUUCCACAGCGAGGCGGUUCGUCAAGUUAAGUACCACAAGGGCGGGCUGCCGCUCUUUGCUGACGCCAGUGACGACGGCACUCUUCAAAUCUUCCAUGGCAAGGUCCCGAACGAUCAGCUGGAGAACCCCACCUUGUCCCGUCAAGGUGCUUAA
Sordaria macrospora k-hell is the source of this 2232-nucleotide messenger RNA. RefSeq lists its product as uncharacterized. Gene Ontology annotation, cellular component: PeBoW complex; preribosome, large subunit precursor. Gene Ontology annotation, molecular function: protein binding; ribonucleoprotein complex binding. Gene Ontology annotation, biological process: ribosome biogenesis; maturation of LSU-rRNA from tricistronic rRNA transcript (SSU-rRNA, 5.8S rRNA, LSU-rRNA). Lineage: Eukaryota; Fungi; Ascomycota; Sordariomycetes; Sordariales; Sordariaceae. The record is from RefSeq and is a predicted model, not a curated record.